This is a messenger RNA of Thamnophis sirtalis, 13598 nucleotides long. The record is from RefSeq and is a predicted model, not a curated record. Lineage: Eukaryota; Metazoa; Chordata; Lepidosauria; Squamata; Natricidae.
UUUAAUGGCACAGCUCUUUGCUCUGAAGAAGGAUUCAAAAUGAUGAAUGAGGAUGCAGCUCAGAAGAGUGAUGGUGGGGAGAAGUAUAAUGGAAGUAAUCACAGAAAGAAAAGACCCAAGAAGUCGGAUAGCAAUGCAAGCUUCCUUCGAGCUGCCAGAGCUGGCAAUCUGGACAAGGUAGUGGAAUAUCUAAAAGGAGGAAUAGAUAUCAAUACAUGCAAUCAAAAUGGACUUAAUGCCUUACACCUGGCUGCCAAAGAAGGCCACGUAGGUUUGGUUCAGGAAUUGCUGGAAAGAGGAUCUGCAGUUGAUUCUGCAACUAAGAAGGGAAAUACCGCACUACAUAUUGCCUCCUUGGCGGGACAGGCUGAAGUGGUCAAAGUUCUAGUUAAGGAAGGAGCUAAUAUUAAUGCACAGUCUCAGAAUGGCUUCACACCCCUCUACAUGGCAGCGCAGGAAAACCAUAUCGAUGUAGUAAAAUAUCUUUUGGAAAAUGGAGCCAAUCAGAGCACUGCUACUGAGGAUGGGUUCACUCCACUAGCAGUUGCAUUGCAGCAAGGACACAAUCAGGCCGUGGCUGUUCUUUUGGAGAAUGACACCAAGGGGAAAGUGCGACUGCCGGCACUGCAUAUUGCUGCUAGAAAAGAUGACACCAAAUCAGCAGCGCUUCUUCUCCAGAAUGAUCAUAAUGCUGAUGUUCAGUCUAAGAUGAUGGUGAAUAGAACAACUGAGAGUGGCUUCACACCUUUGCACAUAGCGGCACAUUAUGGAAAUGUUAAUGUAGCGACACUUCUACUCAACCGAGGAGCUGUUGUAGACUUCACAGCAAGGAAUGGAAUCACCCCACUGCAUGUGGCUUCCAAAAGGGGGAACACUAACAUGGUGAAGCUCUUGUUGGAUCGUGGAGGGCAGAUCGAUGCCAAAACCAGGGAUGGGCUGACUCCACUGCAUUGUGCUGCACGAAGUGGACAUGACCAAGUUGUAGAGCUUCUCCUGGAACGAGGUGCCCCACUGCUUGCCAGGACCAAGAAUGGACUGUCUCCACUUCAUAUGGCUGCUCAGGGUGACCAUGUGGAGUGUGUCAAACACCUACUGCAGCACAAAGCUCCUGUUGAUGAUGUUACACUGGAUUACCUGACUUCCCUCCAUGUUGCUGCACACUGUGGUCACUAUCGUGUCACCAAGCUUCUGCUGGAUAAGAGAGCAAAUCCAAAUGCCCGUGCUUUGGAAACUGCUUUACACAUGGCGGCUCGUGCAGGACAAGUAGAAGUGGUGCGCUGUCUCUUGAGGAAUGGUGCUUUGGUUGAUGCACGAGCCAGGGAGGAACAGACACCAUUGCAUAUUGCUUCUCGCUUGGGCAAAACAGAAAUUGUGCAGCUACUUCUGCAACACAUGGCACAUCCAGAUGCUGCAACAACCAAUGGGUAUACACCACUACACAUUUCUGCCCGAGAAGGCCAAGUUGAUGUAGCAUCAGUUCUACUGGAGGCAGGUGCAGCACAUUCUUUGGCUACCAAGAAUGGGUAUACUCCUCUACACAUUGCUGCUAAGAAGAAUCAGAUGCAGAUAGCCACAACCCUGCUAAAUUAUGGAGCAGAGACCAACAUUUUGACCAAACAAGGAGUGACUCCACUUCACUUGGCCUCUCAAGAAGGUCAUUCUGACAUGGUGAAUUUACUUCUGGAGAAGGGAGCCAAUAUUCAUGUGGCCACAAAGAGCGGACUGACAUCUUUACAUUUAGCAGCUCAAGAAGAUAAAGUAAAUGUAGCUGAUAUGCUGAUAAAGCAUGGAGCAAACAAAGAUGCUCAGACUAAGCUGGGUUACACUCCACUAAUUGUGGCUUGUCACUAUGGAAACAUCAAGAUGGUGAACUUCCUUCUGAAGCAAGGAGCUAAUGUCAAUGCUAAGACAAAGAAUGGAUACACUCCUCUGCACCAAGCUGCUCAGCAAGGUCACACUCACAUCAUCAAUGUUCUUCUUCAACAUGGGGCCAAGCCAAAUGCAAUCACUGCGAAUGGCAACACUGCCUUAGCAAUUGCUAAGCGUCUGGGAUACAUCUCAGUAGUAGAUACAUUAAAGGUUGUAACAGAGGAAGUAAUCACCACUACAACUACUGUCACCGAAAAGCACAAGCUCAACGUACCUGAGACUAUGACUGAAAUUUUGGAUGUUUCUGAUGAGGAAGGUGAUGACACAAUGACAGGAGAUGGGGGAGAAUAUCUAAGACCUGAAGAUUUGAAGGAACUAGGUGAUGAUUCAUUACCUAGUACUCAGUUCUUAGAUGGCAUGAACUACCUGAGAUACAGCCUGGAAGGAGGCCACUCUGACAGCCUGCGAUCCUUCAGUUCAGACAGGUCCCGUACACUGAGCCAUACUUCGUACUUGAGGGACAGCACUAUGAUCGAUGACACCAUCAUUAUCCCAAGUCACCAGAUAGCUGCAUUAACUAAAGAAGGUGAAAGAAAUUCAUAUCGUUUAAGUUGGAGUCCUGAUAAUCUGGACAACAUAACUCUUUCUGCUAGCCCUAUUCAUUCUGGUUUUCUGGUCAGUUUUAUGGUUGAUGCUCGAGGUGGUGCUAUGCGGGGUUGCAGACACAACGGGCUUCGAAUCAUUAUUCCACCUCGGAAAUGCACUGCUCCAACUCGAGUUACUUGCCGGUUGGUCAAACGCCAUAGACUCGCCACAAUGCCUCCGAUGGUGGAAGGAGAUGGUCUUGCCAGUCGCCUUAUCGAGGUUGGGCCUUCUGGUGCUCAAUUUCUUGGUAAACUUCACCUGCCUACGGCUCCUCCCCCACUUAAUGAGGGAGAAAGUUUGGUCAGCCGAAUCCUACAGCUGGGGCCUCCAGGGACCAAAUUUCUUGGGCCUGUGAUUGUUGAAAUCCCUCACUUUGCGGCAUUACGUGGUAAAGAAAGAGAGCUGGUGAUUUUGCGCAGUGAGAAUGGGGACAACUGGAAAGAGCAUUUCUGUGAAUUUACGGAAGAUGAGUUGAAUGAAAUACUAAAUGGAAUGGAUGAAGUGCUUGACACCCCAGAAGAGCUAGAGAAGAAGCGUAUUUGCCGUAUUAUCACCCGAGACUUCCCACAGUACUUUGCAGUGGUAUCUCGGAUUAAACAAGACAGUAAUCUCAUUGGACCUGAGGGUGGUGUGCUAAGCAGCACUGUAGUACCACAAGUGCAAGCAGUCUUUCCAGAGGGAGCAUUAACUAAGAGAAUUCGUGUUGGUCUUCAGGCCCAACCUAUGCACAGUGAACUUAUAAAGAAAAUUUUAGGCAACAAAGCCACAUUCAGCCCUAUUGUCACACUGGAACCUAGGCGAAGAAAAUUCCAUAAGCCAAUCACUAUGACCAUUCCUGUUCCCAAAGUUUCCAGUGAUAUGAUGAUAAAUGGUUAUGGAGGUGAGACUCCUACUCUAAGACUACUAUGCAGCAUAACAGGUGGAACAACACCUGCUCAGUGGGAAGACAUAACAGGAACAACACCAUUAACAUACGUAAAUGAAUGUGUUUCCUUCACCACAAAUGUAUCUGCCAGAUUUUGGUUGAUAGAUUGUCGACAGAUACAGGAAUCUGUAGCAUUUGCUUCCCAAGUCUAUAGAGAAAUUAUAUGUGUACCUUACAUGGCCAAAUUUGUAGUGUUUGCCAAAUCUCAGGAUCCCAUAGAAGCCCGUCUAAGAUGUUUCUGCAUGACCGAUGAUAAAGUGGAUAAAACACUGGAACAACAAGAAAAUUUUGCUGAAGUUGCUCGAAGCAGGGAUGUAGAGGUAUUAGAAGGAAAACCUAUAUUUGUGGACUGCUUUGGGAAUUUAGUACCAUUAACAAAGAGUGGUCAACAUCAUAUAUUCAGUUUUUAUGCCUUCAAAGAAAACAGACUUCCAUUGUUUGUCAAGGUUCGGGAUACAACACAAGAAUCUUGUGGACGUCUAUCAUUUAUGAAAGAGCCUAAAUCUACAAGAGGUCUAGUACAUCAAGCUAUCUGCAAUCUGAAUAUCACAUUACCAAUAUAUACAAAGGAAUCAGAAUCAGAUCAAGAACAGGAAGAAGAGACUGACACAUCAGAAAAACAUGAUGACGAAACAGAAUCUACAGAAACACCUGUCUUGAAAAGCCAUCUUGUCAAUGAUGUUCCCGUCCUAGCAAGUCCAGAUUUGCUGUCUGAAGUCUCUGAGAUGAAACAAGAUUUGAUAAAAAUGACUGUAAUCUUGACAACAGACUCUUCUGAAAAAACAGAUUCUAUUAAGGUGAAAGAUCUUACAAAAGCAGCAGAUGAAGAGCCUGGAGAACCAUUUGAAAUUGUGGAAAGAGUUAAAGAGGACUUGGAAAAAGUGAAUGAAAUUCUAAGAAGUGGGAGUUACCCCAAAGAAAAGCCAGCUUUGCAGAGAUCUGCUUCGGAAAAAAAGUUGGUGGAAGAAGAUUGGGUUCUUUUAAGUGAUGAAGAAAUUGAAGAGGCCAAGCAAAAUGCUCCUUUGGAAGUUUGCGAGCCUGUUUGUGUAGAAAAUAGAAUAGGCAAAGGAAAAUCAAAGAAAGAAACAAAAGAUAUGACAGGAAUGAUUGAUUAUCUCAGCGAAGAUCUAAAAGUUUAUGUGUCUUUGAAUGAAAUGCAACCGAAGACAUUUCAAGAAGACAUAGUAGAAGAAAGAUUUGAAGCUGUUGUUGUAAACAGAGGUUCUGAAGCAGAUAAAAAAGACAAAAAGAAGCAAGCUCAAUGCAAACCUACCCUGGAAAUUAAAAAACCUGUUAGAAAGAAAUUAAAAGACAAAUUAAAUCUAAAGGUUGAAGAAACCCAAGGAAAGGAUAAGCCUUUAGGGAUAGACAAAGUCAGUUCAGAGGAAUCUUUAGAUGAAGAACAACUAUUAUCUAUUGCAGAGCCUGUGAAAGAUACUGCUGUCUCUCCAGUUAUAGAAGAAACCCCUAUUGGGUCAAUUAAAGAUAAAGUGAAAGCUCUUCAGAAGCGAGUAGAAGAUGAACAGAAAGGGCGUUCAAAGUUGCCAGUUCGACUUCAAGGAAAAGAGGGAUCUGAGAAGCCUGUUACAAAGCCAUCACAGACUAAAAAGAUUAUUUGUAAAACAAAACCUCCAGGUUCUCCCUCUUCCACAAAGACUUCAACUUCUCCAUCAGCCACAAAGAUUCCACCUUCUCCAAAGACUUCUGCUGCUUCUUCCUCUCCUUCUAAACUGUCAUCUCCUUCUACUAAGAAGCCAGCUGUUUCUCCUACCACAAAAAAGCCAACUCUUUCUCCCACGUCAAGGAAGCCACCAGUUUCUCCCACAGUUAAGAAGCCAUCAGUUUCUCCCACAGCUAAAAAGCCUCCUGUUUCUCCCACAUCCAAGAAGCCUUCUGUGUCACCGUCUUCUAAAACAGAAAGAAUUGAAGAAACUAUGUCUGUUCGUGAACUAAUGAAAGCUUUCCAGUCAGGUCAAGACCCAUCAAAGCAUAAAGCUGGACUUUUUGAGCAUAAGUCUGUAAAGCAGAAACAACAGGAUUCUGACAAAGGGACAACUAAAAAAGGAGCUUGUCAAGCAGAAAGUGAAAAGAAGCUAGCAUUAACCUCUAGAGACACACAUAAAAGAGACAGUCCCAAAAGCAAAAAGGACCAGGAACCUCAGACAGAGGUAGGUUUGCAAUCUAAAAAAAUCACACAGAGUAUACCUCAUAUAACCUUGAAGAAAGAUUUAAUCACAAAAUCACAGAGUGACAGAAAAAAAGAACCUCCUGUCAUUGUUGAAGAAAAAUCCAAAGAUGUAGCCCUAACAGUUGAUGACCAAGGAGAUACUGAACUUCAGAUUAGUCCCGAUAGAAAGACAUCAACAGAUUUUUCUGAUGUCAUAAAAGAAGAGCUGGAAGAUAAUGAUAAAUACCAACAGUUGCGGCAUGUUUCAAUUACCGAGGAAGGUGAGCUUCACUUAGAUCAAGUUUUGACCAGUCCAUUCAAUGUUACAUUUACAUCAGAAUAUGUGAAAGAUGGGUUUUUGCCCACACUCUCCUUGCAAAGUGGUGCUUUGGAUGGCAGCUCAGAAAGUCUUAAACAUGAAGGCAUAGCAGACUCUCCAAUUGGUAGCCUGCUUGAUGGAACUCCCCAGAACAGCUCUGAGGAAAGUUAUAAGCAUGAGGGCUUGGCAGAAACUCCAGAAACAAGCCCCGAGAGCCUUCCAUUUUCAUCUAAGAAAACAGAAACUGCUGACCAGACGGAAGAAACUAUAUUAGCCAGUGCAGUGCAGAGGACACCAGAAACGCAUUCACCAAGGGGGCUUUCUCCAAAAGAAAAGGAAAUUACUAUUUGUGACAAAGACCUAAAAGAUAUGGCAGAAACCACAGAAUCCCAUUCCCAUCAUAUGUCAGAAGAACACUCCAAAGGCCUAGAUUCUAGCUCAACUCUGAUUGAUAAAGAUGCUCUCCAUGAUAAAUCAUCAGUGCUGGCAGAUCAAAGACAUUUAACUAAAUUAGCUGAACCAACUGAUUCUUUUAUUGAAAAAGAUGAGGAUACAUCCUUUGAGCCAUAUACCAUUAGCAGAGGACUAGAGCUUUCAUUUCCAAGCCAUGAGGCAGAAAGUCUUAGCCCAGCUGCAGACGAAUCCAUAGCUAUAAGUCAUAAAGAUUCAUUGGAAGCAAGCCCAGUGUUGGAGGAUAAUUCUUCACGUAAAACACCUGAUUCCCUUGAACCUAGUCCAACCAAAGAAUCCCCCUGUUGUGAUUCUCUGGAAAGUAGCCCUGUAGAACAGAAAUCAAAGGCUGGCUUCCUUCCAGGUCCUGGUCCCAUUCAGGCUACCCCUGCUAAAGCUGAAAACUUCCCAGAACUAGCACCUGUGCGAUCUAGACUCUUACGUGAUCCUGAUGGAAGUGCUGAAGAUGACAGUCUAGAACAAACAUCUCUUUUGGAGAGCUCAGGAAAAAGUCCUCUUUCACCUGAGACUCCUAGCUCUGAAGAAAUUAGUUAUGAAAUCACACCAAAAAUAACUGAAUCACAGAUUCUUGCAAAUAUACCCAAGUCUGCAGUAAUUCCUGAGGUUAAUGAAGAACCAGAAGAUGAUUCAGAAGAUGAACCAAAGAAAAGAUACACUCCAGAAGAGGAGAUGUUUAAAAUGGUGGCCAAAAUUAAGAUGUUUGAUGAGAUGGAACAGGAAGCAAAACAGAAGAGGGACUAUAGAAAGGAUUUCAAACAAGAUGAUAUUUCAACUUCUGAUUUAGAAGGUGCUUCUGAAACUGAAAGGCUGCCUUCAACAACUCUAGAAGAUAAUGCUUUAUCUACAAUAGUGACUUCUGGAGUUGUAUCUAGAAAGAGCUCUUCCUCCUCAGAAAGCGAACCAGAAUUAACAAAGCUGAAAAAAGAAGCUGAUUCUGGGCUGUUAAUGGAACCUACAAUGAGACUGCAACCUUCUUCACCUCAUCUUUCCAAUAUGGAUUCCAGUUCCAGUCCUGAAGAGACAGGAUUUCAGCCCAUUGAGUCUAAGCAGCAAGCAUUCAGUACUGAGGAGGAUAACACGGAAUCUGAUAAACCAACUGAGGAAACCAAAAUGUCGUGUGAUACUUCACUUGCUUCUGAUGCCAGCAUCAUAGCACAGGCUAGUGAAUCAAAGUGCUAUAGUACAGAUGAGAGUGAUACAGUUAGCCCUAAUGGCCCUAUGAUGCCACCUGAGGAAUCUUUCUACCAUUCUGCUGAUGAUGAUGCUCAAAAAAUAUCUGAGUUAUAUGAAACUUCAAUGGCAUCAUACCAGCAGGAUGAUUCUUUAAAAGAUAGUGUAGCAUCUGAAGGGAUAAUACCAAAUGACUUAAUUAGCAUGGAAGGAACUUCAGAGGACUCAUGUACAUCUGGGACUUCUCAUUGCUGUGUUUCACAAAAUAAUGUAUUGGCUACUAAUGUUUCACCUGACCACUGCCCUUUGGGAAGUGAUAUGGCUGGAACAGAUCACAGGUUAGAGACGACAGACAGGGCUUUUCCUAGCAUAGAACAUACCACAAAAUAUUCAUCUCCAACAACCCCAAAAAGUAAAUGUGAAAGUGAUGUAGAAGAAUUUGGCAAAAGUAGUGAUUUGCCUAUGACAAGCCCUUAUGAAAAUGUCCCUUCACAACAUUUUUUUACUAAUGAUGAAAUUAGUACAGAAAUUAAUUUUAAAACAAGAAUAGACCAGUCAUCUGAGGAAAACUAUUAUGAUAACAAAAAAACUAAAACGAUUGAAGCUACAAGCAUGAAUUCUCUUUAUAGAACACUAUCAGAAGGUUCUGAAGUUCAGAUCCCAGAAGGUGUUUGUAUGGAGAUAGAAUCCAAGCAAAUGGACAAUUUUCAGAAAAGAACAGCUUCAGCAUCUUCUGUAUCAGUCUCUACAUCACUUGAUGAAGCUGCUCUACAAGGUAUCAGGCAUGAAGCUGAAGAAAUAAUUAGCCAAGUAAUUAUAACUAGGACAGAUGUGGAUUCUGAGAAGUGGAGUCAAAUUCGUGAAGAUGAUGAUGCUUUUGAGGCUAGAGUGAAGGAGGAAGAACAAAAAAUAUUUGGCUUAAUGGUAGACAGGAGAUCACAAGGCACCACACCUGAUACAACACCAGCCAGAACACCUACUGAAGAUGGGACUCCUUCCAGUGAACCAAAUCCCUUUCUUUUCCAGGAAGGAAAAUUGUUUGAAAUGACAAGGAGUGGUGCCAUUGAUAUGACUAAAAGGAAUUAUUCUGAUGAAAGCUUAGACUUUUUCCAGAUGGGGGAGCCAUCUCAGGAAGAAGUGUCAUUGUCUGAAGAAAUGAGAGAAGCUGAAGGCCUAGAAUGUCCCCCUGAGGAACAAUCUUCGAUUUCAGUUGCACCUUCUGAAUUUAAUAAAGCAGAAACAGCUGUGCAAAGUCCCCUUAUGCCUGUAUCAGAGGAUGAGACCGCUGCUUUAUGUAGCACAAAAGAAGAUGUUAAAUCUCGAAUUCCUAUUAAAAUGGGUAUUUCAGCCUCUUCAAAAUCACCAAAGAAAGAAAGAACAGAUUCUGAUCAUGACCUCCCCUCUAGUGAUACAUUUGAUAGCUCCCAGAUGCCUUGUCCUAUCUCUCCUGAGCAGACAGUGAUUGAUGUACACUUACAUUUUUCCACAGUCACUAGGUCUGUUUGUGCUGAAAAAGAAGAUGAUUCUCCAGAUUCCUCCCCAGAGGAGCAGAAAUCUGUGAUUGAAAUCCCCACAGCUGCCAUGGAGAGUGUGCCUUCUAGUGAAAGCAAAUCCAAAAUCCCCAUUAGGGCUACUCCAGCUACAUUCCCAUCAUCAGAUAAGUCAGAAGCUGAGAGCCUUCCUUCAGUUGGCUUCAUAGACAACCUGGAAGAACCACAGGAUGAUGCUUCCAAACCAAAAUCUAAAAUUCCAGUUAAGGCAAUUGUUCAAAGAGGUGAGCAAGAAUCUUUAGAGACAGAAACAUCUGCCUGGCAGUCAGAAUCAGCUAAAGUCCCUGAUGUAACCUGCAAAGUACCUAUGAAGCAAGACAUUAGGAGUAAAUCUGAAUCUGAUGCCAGUGCCUCCAUGGACUCAAAAGCUAAGCAUUCAGUCAAAGCUAGAAGUUACACUGAGGCAGAAGCAGAGACCAGAGAGAGGGUGGGUGAGAUGAAGCUUGAACUAGAAUCAGAUGAGUUGAUGACUGCCCGACCAAAGAUAUUUUCUUCACGAUUACCUGUUAAGAGCAGAAGUGCCUCAGCUUCCCGAAAUGCUGUUAGUCCCUCAAAAGAAAGUAAGGAACAUUUUUUUGACCUUUACAAAAAUUCUAUAGAAUUCUUUGAGGAGAUUAGCGAUGAAGCUUCCAAGUUAGUGGAUAGGCUUACACAAUCAGAGAGAGAACAAGAAUUAGUUUCAGAUGAUGAAAGUAGCAGCGCCCUAGAAGUUUCAGUUAUUGAAAAUGUGCCAUCCAUUGAGACCCAGCAGUCACUUGCCGAGGACAUCUUUGACACCAGGCCCAUAUGGGAUGAGUCCAUUGAGACUCUGAUUGAACGUAUUCCUGAUGAAAAUGUCCCUGACCAUGUUGAAGAACAACAAGAUAAUCAGGAAAGAAUAGAAGAAAGACUAGCCCAUAUUGCUGAUCAUCUUGGAUUUAGCUGGACAGAGUUAGCAAGAGAACUGGAUUUCACUGAAGAACAAAUUCAUCAAAUUCGGGUUGAGAAUCCCAAUUCUCUUCAGGAUCAGAGUCAUGCGUUACUGAAAUAUUGGCUGGAAAGAGAUGGAAAGCAUGCUACUGAUUCAGGUCUUACAGAGUGUGUUAAAAAAAUUAAUCGAAUGGAUAUUGUCCACCUAAUGGAAAGUAGUAUGGAAAAGUCCAGAGAUCAUGGUCGCACCUAUGCAGAAAUUGAACAAACAAUGGUACUGGAUCACAGUGAAGGGUUCUCUGCACUUCAUGAAGAUCUAUGCAGCACAAAAGAUAAAAAAGAGGAAGAAUAUUCCUUUUCUAAAGAUAGUGAGCCAUCAGAUCAUCCUCCCCUUGUUUCAGAAGAAGACCUUUCUCUUAGUUGCUCACCCUUGCAUGAAGGCACAUCGAAGGCUGAGGCAGAAGUAUCUGUGGUAGAACUUCUACACCAAAUACAGAAAGAUCAUGUGAAAGCUGAAUUCUCAGGGAAGCCUCAUGAGCUGACAGAAGAUUCAUCUACUACACAGGAGUAUGUUAUCACAGCUUCUGGAGCAGAUUUGACACAAGUGCCCCAAAGUGUGAAAACAGCCAUCAUUGCCAGUGACAAAUCUGGGGAUCCCACCGCAGAAUGUGAAGAUCUUGAAAGGCCACAAUUGCAUACUCCAACAUCUAGUGAUCGAACUGAUUCUCCCAUUGUGGAAGAACCUGAGGACCAUCACUUUCAGCAAGAAGAUAUGCAUCCAAGGAAAAACAGCCUGGUGAUUGUUGAAUCCACUGAUGAACCGCCUGAAGAAUUAGAAAGACAUGAAGAAGAAUUGUUAGAAAAAGCUGAUGAUGUGCCUGAAUUACCCCCGGAAGCUGUAACGGAGGAACACUAUGUGGAUGAACAUGGCCAUAUUGUGGUGAAGAAGGUCACUAGGAAAAUCAUCAGGCGAUUCGUUUUACCAGAUGGAACAGAAAAAGAAGAAGUUGUGAUGCAGGGAGAACCCCAAGAACCUGUUACAGUGGAAGAAGGAGACAGUUACUCCAAAGUCAUAAAGCGGGUGGUAUUGAAAAGUGAAAGUGAACAAUCAGAGGUGACCUUUUCUGAGACAAGUGUAUUACCAAGUGCCUCAGAAUUCCAGGCUGAACCAGUAGAAGGCCGCAAGGUCAGCAAAGUUAUAAAAACUACCUUAGUGCAAGGGGAGAGAAUGGAAAAACAUCAUGGAGAUUCUAGUUUAGCAGUGAAUCUUCCAUCAGCCAAAGAUGACUUCGAAGAGGACAACAAUGAGUAAAGCUAGUACACAGAAGAGGACUGUGGUUAAGGACCAGUAUGGAAACCGGACUCAUGUGGAGCUGCUGGAGGACACACCAGACGCGCUACCCCAGGAUGAUCUUCAGCAUGACCUUCAACAAUUAUUAAGGCAUUUCUGCAAAGAUGAGCAGAAGAAAGAGGCCAAAUGAGAUGCUGCUAAAUCUCACUCUUAGACCACCACACAUAUCCAUUAACUGUCCAGCUUUAUCCAACUUUCUUUUAUCAUAGAUGUUAUUAUUAUUUAACAUAAUCAUCAGGGAACACUGCUGUUUCUACUUUGAGCAUAUAGAGCAGAUUUUCCAUUUCAUUUUCUUUGUUUCUAAAUAUCUGUAAGCUAAUUUGUGACCAAAGAUCACAUCCUUCAUUCUGGAUGGUUUUAUCUACUAAGUCAUAGACUUUGUGUGCUCUCCUUGACACUCUUGUCAUCUUGGCAUUUUUAUUGUUCUUUAUUUUUUUGCACCAGAUCCAUAAUCGCAUAAGUUUCUUCCACAGGCCUCUUGAAAUGACAGUGUACAUGUGUUUUUUAAAGGAUAUUAUUAACUCUAAACUGUAAAUAGAGAAAAUAUGUGGAUUCACAAGACGGAAAGAAAGAAGCACUGCCUAUUGUGACUACUUUUAGCAUCAGGACUAUAAGGUUCGUCGAAGAAUAAUUCCUCUAAUAUUGCUAACACAAUCCAUCGCAACUAGGACAUGGAUCUAUCAAGAACGAAGCAAAUCAAUCCUCCUGUGUUCAUAGGACUUCCAGUGUAAUAAAUUACUUGACUAAAGAGUCAGAACAAAGCCUCACGUUUCAGCUGUUUCCCUUACAGGACAGUUGAUUGCAGCCAUUACUGCUUUUUUGCUUCCUGGGAAAACCACCUCAAGAUUUCCUGAAGAAAAAAAUAUACCCAGUUAGAUAUAAUGUGCUAGCAGCUGUAUCUGUGGCACUUUUGCAUACUGUAUUUAAUUCUUUUAGAUCAGGGAUGUGAAAUGGGUGCAUUCAAUCGUUCUGAUUUCUACACUGUUUGGAUCACUCCUUGAAUAAACCACGCUGUCUUAGAAGGGGUUAUCUCUGCUGGCCACAGCACUACAGACAUUUUGCAGGAGGAAAAGAAACUUUCAGAGGAAAAAAAAGAUUUAUCACAUUAUGUCAAGAUUGUCUCUUAAAUCUGGCACAUGCAUGUGGCAUUGGAAUAUAAAACAUGACCUUUCUAUAAUCAUGCCAAUCGCUUCUCAUCCUUCCUAGCACUGAGCGAGCAGAAAUUACCAUUGUCUUUGAGGUUUUUCUCCAGAGUUUUAUUUAUAAGGAGACAGGAAUCCACUACGCAUUCAUUUGAGUUUUUUCUCCUCCCUUUGCUAUUUUAUUUAUAGUUCUUAAUCACCUUUCAAGCAUUAUUCAUGUAAAUGUCUGCACUUUGAUUUUCCAAGAAGGCAUAUAUGACCCUGGAAUUGUUUUGUGGUCUGUACCUAAUUCUAAUAGUGGUCUGAAGCUCUGUAGCAUUUUAACAUAUAUAUGUAAUUAGAUAUAUAUAUAACAUAUAUAUAUAUAUAUUAUAUGAAAUGGUAUACAUUUUGAGUCAGUUAUUUGAUAAACACAAAGCAUAUUCAGCAAUGAUGAGUCAGGUCCUCUAGAGCUGAAUAUUUUUCAAAACCCUGCUAGCCUUUCUUCCUUUAAACAAAACAAACCGACUCACUCAGUGCUCAGGAUGCUGAAAAUAAAUGUUCCAAGUGGCACCUCCUCAUUAAGCAACAAUGCCAAGAGAAAAGAAACAUUUGAGGAGGUUUUGAUUUCCUGCUUUUAAAAAAAAACUACUUGGUGCCAUGCAAAUUUGUUGGCAAAGCAGGACACAAGCACUUAAUGACUGCCAAAAUGAAAGGAGACCUAAUUGCAGGACACACAAUAGCUCAUUUCUCAUUGUCAAGAACAUCACUGUUUAACCUUCAAGACUGGGCCUCUACAAGAAAUGCAUUUCUGUUGUGUUAUUUGCGGUGCAGAUGAUGUUCUGUGUAACAGCAUAAUGGCUAUUCUCCUUUUUUCAGUUUUGAAUUUUUGCUGUGUUAUCAGAGAACUUGAAUACUGUGAGAAGGUGAUUUUAAGUUGAUAAAUCGGCAUCUUGUUCCCAUGGUGAUAACACUUAACUGAAUAUAUCUAUGAGGGCAUGUAUUAAAGAUGUAAAACAAACAAACAGCACUAACAAUACAUAGCUGCAAUGUGUACAAUGGCUGAUUUAAUUAAAUAAAAAUAUAAAAGUGUUAAAUGUA